This is a messenger RNA of Cephus cinctus (wheat stem sawfly), 1189 nucleotides long. Its product is annotated as pseudouridine-5'-phosphatase. NCBI's taxonomy places the organism in Eukaryota, Metazoa, Arthropoda, Insecta, Hymenoptera, Cephidae. Gene Ontology annotation, molecular function: phosphatase activity. The transcript has 4 exons. The record is from RefSeq and is a predicted model, not a curated record. Bases 263 to 958 code for a protein of 231 amino acids.
GGCCCGUCUCGCAAGGUACAUCGCCAUCUAUUAUCGAACUUCCAACCUUGAUUAUGAGGACCAGUUACUGGCACAUGUCCCCCAUUGGGGAUACAGCCAUAAGGAAAGGAAGGAAGGAAGGAAGGAUGGCGCGCUAUCGUUCUACAGCAGUGUAUUAAUAAAAGUACUUAGUUAUCGGGAAGAAUUAAUUUCAGUUUUUUCUGUGGUUUCAAACAGUGUACAUCCUUCUAUUUCGUCUACGACCUAUACAGUUUCUUUUAAAAUGGCAAAUAGUCCUUAUAAAAAGGUUACACACUGCAUUUUCGAUAUGGAUGGACUGCUACUUGAUACCGAGAAGCUAUACACUGAAGUAUUUAACCAAAUUACCAAUGCAUAUGGAAAGCAAUUUACAUGGGAAAUCAAAGCAAAAAUCAUGGGUUUCAAAAUACUUGAUUCAGCAUGUGCAAUAGUGGACAUGUUAGAAUUGCCAAUAUCCCCCCAGCAAUUCCAAGAACAAUCACUACAAUUGUAUAAAAUUUUCUUCCCAAAGGCUGAACUCAUGCCAGGUGCAGAGAAACUUCUAUACCACCUUAAAGAGAAUAAUGUUCCAAUUGCAUUGGCAACAAGUUCCAGUGUGGAUAGUUACGAAUUGAAAACAGUGAAAUGGAAAGAAUUGUUUGAUUUAUUUCAUCAUAGAGUGAUCGGUGGUUCUGAUCCUGAUGUGCAGAAAGGCAAACCACAUCCUGAUAUUUUCCUUGUAGCCAAAAAUCGAUUUCCUGAUAAACCAGAUUCGUCAAUGUGUCUUGUAUUUGAAGAUGCUCCAAAUGGUGUUCAAGCAGGUAUUGAAGCUGGUAUGCAAGUGGUAAUGGUGCCUGAUCCAUGUCUUCCAUCACAUUUAACUGAAAAGGCAACGUUAGUAUUGAAGAGUCUGGAAGACUUUAAACCUGAACAAUUUGGUUUACCACCAUAUAAAAACUAGAAUGAAUGAAUUUCACAAAACGCUGCGGUGAUAUACAUUAUAUGAACAUAUUAAAUGAAAUGCACAGAAUAUCACUUAUGUUAUUCUACCAUAAUUAUUCCUAUUAGAAUACCUGAAUUUACAAAUACUAUACAAAAUGUAUAAUGGAUUAUAUCCAAUUCCAUUUCUUUGUAGUAACAAUAGAAUAUGUUAUAAAUUAUUGAAAUAUAUUGAGUCUUGAUACAAAAGUCA